Messenger RNA from Helicoverpa armigera (cotton bollworm), 1557 nucleotides. RefSeq lists its product as uncharacterized. The transcript is spliced from 4 exons. The coding region runs from base 62 to 652 and encodes 196 amino acids. Lineage: Eukaryota; Metazoa; Arthropoda; Insecta; Lepidoptera; Noctuidae. The record is from RefSeq and is a predicted model, not a curated record. Gene Ontology annotation, cellular component: extracellular matrix.
CAUCCAUAAUCAUCCUACCCACUGACCAACCGUCCCCUCCUACCAUCCUCGUCAUUCGGGGAUGGUCAUCAACGCCAGCUAUAAGUUGCUGACCAGAGCCGACCGAGCACAGUAUACGACACACCGAGUCACGAAAUCACGUAAAAUGGAUUGCAAACUUAGUGCCUUAACCCUUCUCCUGGUGGCAGCAUCAGCAGUGGCGCAGUAUGGUGAGGAAUACGGAGGCUUCGACGGCUACCACAAGGCGCCGGUGCAGCUCCAUCAUCAGCAACACUUGGAUGAUCACCAUGGAGAGGAGUAUGAGUUGGAUUACCAUGCGCACCCCAAAUACUCGUUCGACUAUUCAGUGAAGGACCCCCACACGGGCGACAACAAGGAGCACUGGGAGACCAGAGACGGCGACAAGGUCAAAGGUACCUACACGCUGGUCGAAACCGACGGCACAAAGCGCGUAGUAGAAUACGAAGCCGACGACAAGAACGGUUUCAACGCCGUAGUCCACAAGAUCGGUACGCCCAAACACCACGAGGAGUAUGAAGCGAAACCAGCGCUUGAAUACGAGGCUAAACCAGCGCUGCAGCCGCUGCAUUAUCAACACGACUAUGGACAUUUCGACGAAGGAUUUGUACCUAUUGCUGGAUUCGGACAUUAAGUAUUUGUUUAAGCAGGUAAAUUGUGUAGUACGAAUGUAUGUUUUUUAACUAGAGUCAAUAUUGGUUAAAGGGCUUUCUGAGGAUGAGUUCCGUAUGUAGGAGACAUUCGCCUUGUAUAAAUGAAAGGUCGAUAUAAAACAUCGCUUUAAGAUUCAUUUCGCAAACAUCAUUUAUCAUCUCUUUCAUUAAACAUACCAAAAAGAUAUUCAUUUUAUUAAUCCUUCAAAGAAUAUACAUUCGUACAACAUUAAAGAUUUACCUGUAACUAAUUAGGACAUGUUACAUUUUUCUUUUCAAAGCUAAUAUGGUUAACUUGAGCACCCUAAUUACGGAUCUAAUGCAACAACGAACGGACGACGAUUGUGACAAAAUCAGCUUUGCGUCAACGAACAUAAGGUUUACAAUGCUUUAACAUAGCCCUAGAAUACGAUAAGUAUUAUUAAUUAAAAUGUUCCAACAAAAUGGAUUUUGUAACACAUUGCUCAAUUAGUAUAGAGAUGAGUUCAGUAUGUCUUGUUGGGAAAUGCAAUGAAUGACAGUUUUCUUUUUAAUAAUUGGAUUGCAAAAAUAUGCCCGCUGUCAAUUGAUUAUGUCAUAGAUAUGUAUUUUUUUUAAUUCGUUUUUAAUGUUGAUCGUGAAUGUAAGAAAAAAUUCAUGUCUUUUGGACAUGUCAAUUAAAGCGGGCUAGUAUGAAGUGUGAUAUAUUCGUGCGCAUACUCAUUAAGAAAAAUAUGAAUAUUUAUGAGUGUAAUAAUGAGUGGCAAACGAAUGGUAUUAUUUUAUUUAUUAGUGGCGCGAAAAGGAGUUGCGUUUCGUUUUAGUUAAGGCCUGACUGUAUUGUUCUGUUUUGUAGUUUUAAGUGUUGUACAAAACUCUUGCGAUUGAAUAAAACUGUUUAUUGUUA